Molecule: messenger RNA, 647 nt
Organism: Drosophila santomea
Lineage: Eukaryota; Metazoa; Arthropoda; Insecta; Diptera; Drosophilidae
Gene: Vm26Aa
Product: vitelline membrane protein Vm26Aa
Exons: 1
Coding region: 91-516 (141 amino acids)
Source: RefSeq, a predicted model, not a curated record
GGAAUUGGCAUCAGUCACCUUUGGUAACUACCAGCAGCCCAACCAGCUCCCAUCCGCCUCCAGCUCAGUCUUCAAACACCAACAACCAAGAUGAAAUCCUUCGUGUGCAUCGCUCUGGUCGCCUUCGCCGCCGCUGCUCUGGCUUCGCCCACCAACGUGGCUUCGGCCACCGGAUCCACCGCCACGGUGACCACCCAGGACGGAGAGCUGGAGGGAGUGACCGGACAGGGAUUCGGUGACCUGACUCGUCUCCGCAAGUCUGCCUACGGCGGCAGCUCCGGCGGCUAUGGAGGCUCCAGCAUCCAGGCUCCUCCCUGCCCCAAGAACUACCUGUUCAGCUGCCAGCCCAACCUCGCCCCCGUGCCCUGCAGCGCUCCCGCCCCCAGCUACGGAUCCGCCGGUGCCUACUCCACCCCGGUGGCCGCCUACGUCGCCCCCAACUACGGCCUGCCCCAGCACCAGCAGCAGCUCUUCAGCGCCGCCUACGUGCCCCAGACCUACGGCUACCAGUACUGAGCACCUGCUCCUUACGACUGCGAUCACCGCCCAAGGACCACGAACCGAUUGCCGAGAAACAUAAACUUUGAUGGAUUUAACAAAAAAUAUACCCAAAAAUAUGUACUGCAAUUAAAUCACUAAAAACCCUA